Messenger RNA from Synchiropus splendidus (mandarinfish), 4924 nucleotides. It is a transcript of the gene zfyve1, whose product is annotated as zinc finger, FYVE domain containing 1. The transcript is spliced from 12 exons. Gene Ontology annotation, molecular function: zinc ion binding. NCBI's taxonomy places the organism in Eukaryota, Metazoa, Chordata, Actinopteri, Syngnathiformes, Callionymidae. The record is from RefSeq and is a predicted model, not a curated record. Bases 1130 to 3469 code for a protein of 779 amino acids.
AUAGAGAAGAAAAAUACGUGACAUCAGAAAUUGGCUUUAAAAAUUAAUAAUAGACUGAGUCGAAUGCCCAGACGUUCGUUAUUGACGCCUGGACACCCCGCCACUAAUAUUGAUGAUGCGGCGAAAACAAAGCACAGUGGAGGAUUAGAUACACAACAUCAUUUUUAUAAGAAUACCACGCGUGGUUUGACACAACAUAAUGAUGUGAUAUAUAUAUAUAUAUAUAUACGCAUUGUCUGAAAUCAAUGACUGUGUUAAGUAGGCAUAUGACAACUCGCCAUGUCCGCCCACCAACUUUUAAACGGCUUACGCUUUACAUAAAAAUAAACGCACUUUACUGCAGCAGCAACAUUUGUUUUUUUCCACAUAGUUUUUAAAAAUAUAAUUCACAAGUAUAUUAAAAGAUUUUAAAACUAUUGCAGCAAACUUAACAGGAGCAACAACGAUUUGUUGCCUCUGUUUUUAAGCCUGUACGAUGUAGCCUUCAUUUCCCAUCAUGCUCUUCCGUCCCCUGAUGACUUUUGACCCCUGGAUAAAAACAAGCCGAUCAGCUGGUAUAGAAACAACAUCUUCAGCGGCGUGAGAAGAAAUAAUCCAGCUGGUUAACCGACUCACCGACUGCGGUUACCCUUGUAUGUCGUCGACGCGUUGUUACCGCUGCUCCACUCAAAGAAUGUGGAGGCAGCAGUUCGUUUUAGCCAGCCGUCGUCGGUCGGACCGGUAGUCUUUGCUAGGUCAGUCCACUGAAAUCAAGGUUGUUUAUUUUCCCUGGCGCUCUCUUUACCUCACUGGUAUUUGUAUCGUACUGCCUGGAUUAUUGUCUCUGUAAUCGAAUAAGUAGACACUCUUCUUUUUAAUGGUAAAAGUCAAAAUAUUAUAAGUAAACAAUGGAUGUUUUCAUAUGUUUUCGCGUACUGUUGUGUCGAAACACAGACUAGUUCACUGGCCGUCGUAAAGCUGUGUUAGUAUUGUAUUUUACCGUUGUAUUAGGUCUCUUUGAGCUCGUCGUAGAUCAUCUUAUCCUCUGUGUUUUUAUCAGGGUGUACAUUUAGCUGUUUAGAACUCUGUUAGUGGCCAUAGUUUUUAGUUAUCAGCAGCAGGGGUAUAGUCCUGAGCUGUCAAUCUUGAAAUGAGUGGGCAAGGUCCAUCCAUAGAUAAAGGAAUGAACACAAUACUAGUCUGCCAAGAGAGUUAUGCUUGUGGAGGUUCAGAUGAAGCUGCCUAUGAAUGCGAUGAGUGUGGCAGCUUGCAGUGCGCCCGCUGUGAGCUGGAGCUGCACCGGCAGGAGCGGAUGAGGAACCACGACCGGGUUCGCCUCGCGCCGGGACACGUUCCCUUCUGCGACUCCUGCAAAAGUGAUGCCACCUGCUCUGGAAGUGGAGGACGACUCAGAGCUGUGGUGCGCUGCCAGGGUUGCAAGAUCAACCUCUGCUUGGACUGCCAGAAAAGGACCCACAGUGGGGGCAACAAAAAGAAACACCCUCUGACUCCUUACCCACCUGCAAAAGCCCUUCAGGACAACAGCAUCAUGGCAGGAGAAUCAGAGGUGGAGAUCCUCAAGGCGCAGCUGGAGAAAGUGCGCAGCUUUCUUCUAGUGGAUGAGAAGGAGGAGAUGCAAGUAAAAGACGAAGAUGAGUUUGUGAAAAGGCUCGACUGCAGACCAGAUGAGCUCCUAAAGGUGGUCUCUAUCUUCGGAAACACCGGCGAGGGCAAGUCUCACACCCUCAAUCACACGUUCUUUCUUGGGAGAGAAGUGUUCCGGACGUCUCCCACUCAGGAGUCCUGCACCAUGGGUGUGUGGGCAGCAAUGGAUCCAGGCCACCGGGUGGUCGUCAUAGACACAGAAGGAUUAUUAGGAGCUGGGUCCAAUCAGGGAAAACGCACCCGUCUUCUCCUCAAAGUCCUGGCCAUCUCAGAUAUCAUCAUCUAUCGUACCCACGCCGAUCGUCUCCAUGAUGAUCUCUUCAAGUUCCUUGGAGAUGCCUCAGAUGCCUACCUAAAACAUUUCUCCCGGGAGCUGAAGGCAACUACGACUCGCUGCGGUCUGGAUGUCCCCCUGUCCACUCUGGGUCCUGCGGUCAUUAUCUUCCAUGAGACUGUCCACACAAAGCUGUUAGGAUCAGAGAAACCUUUAGAAUCUACCGAUCGUCUUCUUCAGGAGCGUUUUAGGAAGCUGGGGCUCUUUCCAGACGCCUUCAGCUCUGUCCAGUAUCGUGGAACUCGAACCUACAACCCUCCCACGGACUUCAGCGGACUGCUUCACAGCCUGGAACAACAACUGGACAACAACACAACCCGUUCUCCGCGUUCUGCAAGCGUCAUCUUCAAGGCUCUCCACGCGCUGAGCGAGAGGUUUAGCGGCGAGAUCCCAGAUGAGCACAUGACGAGUAACUCAUUCUUUCCAGACGAGUACUUCACCUGCUCCAGCGUCUGCCUCAGCUGCGGUUCUGGUUGUAAGAAGAGCAUGAACCACCUAAAGGAAGGACUUGACCACGAAGCCAAACAUCGCUGCCGUUACUCUGCGCAGCAUGACAAUCGCAUAUACACUUGUAAAGCCUGUUAUGAAGGAGGAAAGGAGGUCAUAGUGGUCCCUAAAACAACGGCCUCAUCUGACUCACCCUGGUUUGGUUUGGCCAUCUACGCCUGGUCCGGGUAUGUAAUCGAGUGCCCGAACUGUGCAGUGAUCUAUAGAAGCAGACAAUACUGGUAUGGAAACCAGGAUCCAGUGGAGACAGUAGUCCGAACGGAGAUCCAGCACAUCUGGCCUGGGUCUGAUGGGUUUUUGAAAGAUAACAACAACGCCGCACAACGGUUACUGGACGGAGUGAAAUACAUUUCCCAGUCAGUUUCAGAACUCAGCGUCAAGCCUGCGAAAGCCGUAACAUCCUGGCUGACGGACCAGAUCGCGCCGACCUACUGGAAACCAAAUUCUCUCAUCCUGAAAUGCCAUAAGUGUCAUGAAGAGUUCCAGCCGAAUGACACAAAGCAUCACUGCCGCGCCUGCGGGGAGGGUUUCUGUGACGCCUGCUCCUCCAAAACGCGGCCGGUCCCCGAGCGAGGGUGGGGCCUGGCACCAGUACGGGUUUGCGAUGAGUGUUUCCACAACAGGGAAAUCCCAACGGAGCUUCUGGAUGCUGCUCUAGAGGAGGAGGGCGGCACCCUGAUCGCCAGGAAGGUCGGGGAGGCUGUUCAGAACACCCUGGGAGCCGUCGUCGGCGCGAUUGACAUCCCACUGGGUCUAAUGAAAGACGCGGCACGUCCAUCCUACUGGGUCCCGGAUCAGGACAUCCAUUCCUGCUGCACGUGCCAUCGUGAUUUCACCCCUCGCCUCUCCAUCCACCACUGCCGUGCCUGCGGACAGGGGGUGUGCGAGGACUGCUCUCAGGAGCGACGGCCAGUGCCGUCCCGAGGCUGGGACCAUCCGGUGAGGAUCUGUGACGGUUGCAGCCAGAAGCCAGGGGAGCUCUAGCAGGACGAGGAGUGGAAACCUUCCUGAUAUCUGGAACCCUUUUGACCCACGUCUUACAAGCUGCCAGUUGCAUUCAACGGCAGGUUUUUCUUUUUAAUUGCCCUGCUUGUAUUAUCAACAGCCACGUGUUACAAUGUGAAGCAUCGGCGGUGAUCAACUUAAUUUUACUUGAUGCCGGAAAGUGUUCAAACCAGGCUUCGAUUUUGUACUUAUAGUUGAAGCCAGUUUUAAAACCAGGCACACAACGCUUGUCUUGUCAAAAUAUAAUCGCAAAUUUCUUCUCUUUUUUUCUCAAGUUUUUGGAGCCGUUUUGGAAGUUCAAAAAAACGUUUUUUUGUAGGGGAAAAACGUGAAUAUACAACGCACCAGUUUCAUGUUUAGCUUUUGUGUCCAUUCACGUAAGAACCGGACAUCUAAAGCUCAACUGAACCAUGGGCAAGCAUCUGCCCAGUGGUACUCAAACGAUCUUAAGUAAUAGAAUUUUUGUUUUACACAGACAAAAGAACAUGUCAAAAGAAAAUCAUACCCCAUCUGUGUCCAUCUAAAUGGGGCAGAAGUAUAAACUGGAAAAGGGAGGAUUUUAUUAUCAAGACGGGUAAACUCAUCAUUGAUAAAUGAUGUUUGGUACUGCUUUGUUUUCCAUUUUCAAAAUAGCAUCUAAAACCUCACUGACAAUCCCUCUGAGUGAAACACAUUUGCACCUUUUUAUAGCUGAACUUGGAACUAUGACUGAGCAUCAGGUCCGUAUAUGAAUGGUUGAAAGUUUGAAUGAAGCAUUCCAGUUUAUCCAAUACCUUUAAGUAGUCGUCAUUUUGUAUUAGAACAGCCUUAAGAAUGAAACUUGGGAGCGGUUUUGGGGGAUAUAUUUACUUGGGUGAUACAAUAAAUGCCUUUUUUGCUUUUGAAUGAGCAUCCAAAUGUCUUUCUGCUAAAUGGUCAAUAGUUUUUUGUGGAGUGUCGGUGAGGCUGGACCCUCAGAACACCAGGCACGAGACUGCUGUGAACUCUCGCUGUUGGCACAGAGCUUUGACUCCCCUAAAACAUUUCAGGUUACGUCGAUGCUGUGCAAUCUAAGAUGUUUGUUACGUACUGAAUUGUGUCACAUCAAGUCCAUCAACACCUUAAUGUUUCUAAUAAAUUGGAGAAAGACUUUUUUUCCUAAUUUUUCUGUGAUGACACUAUCAUUAUGGGAAUAAAAUUGUACAUAGUAACAUUGUAAUAUAGCUGAAUAAGAAGUAGUUUCACCGAAUGAAUGAAUGAAAAGUAUUGUCCACAGUUGUGAGGAAAAGUUUAUUCAAAUUCGGUUCUCAGUUUUAAAGUAAAAUCUCCUGAGUGAUUAUGGUCACAUGCUUGAUCACAUGACCAAAGCCCUUUACAAAAUUUACAGAAUUUAUCUGCUCACAUCCUGCUCAUCUGAGUUGUAAGGAUAGAAGUACAAGUCCGACUCCACGGCCA